Vespula vulgaris is the source of this 1440-nucleotide messenger RNA. It is a transcript of the gene HSPBAP1, whose product is annotated as HSPB1-associated protein 1. Lineage: Eukaryota; Metazoa; Arthropoda; Insecta; Hymenoptera; Vespidae. Gene Ontology annotation, molecular function: 2-oxoglutarate-dependent dioxygenase activity. The record is from RefSeq and is a predicted model, not a curated record. The transcript has 4 exons. The coding region runs from base 177 to 1406 and encodes 409 amino acids.
AAAAUGAAAUGCAUUAGAUGCAUCAGAUUGAAAAUAUGUAUUAGUUAUUUAAGUAGAUAUUAGUUAAAUGAUACGAUAUGUAUUAUAUUAUAAAUAGCAUUAAUUGUAUUGGAAUUAUUCGUGCAGAAAUCUUUUGUUUAAAUAAGAUAUGUGAUAUAUAACAAAUAUUACAUACAAUGGAAGAGACAAAUGUGCCAAAUGAAGAAACUUUGAAAGAAGCUAUUUUUGAUUUACAAGAACCAGUAGUGUUUCAUAAUAUUUUACAAGAUGGGAAUGGUUCAUUUAUAUGGCAAUUAUUGCAAUGGAAUUUGUCAGAACUUAUAGAAAAAUUUGGAGAUAAGAAAUUACAAUUUCGAGUUGGAUAUAAUUCAAGAUCUAUGUAUCCACAAUGGGAAAAUCAAUGUCAUACUAAAACAAUGACACUUGCAGAAUUUGUGAAAGAAUCAAAUUCUUCUACUAAUAACAAUAAAUGGUAUUACUUUGAUUACAAGUAUAUGCAUGAAUGGAUACAGGAUAAGCCUGAUUUACUUAAUUCCUUAAAUUGGCAUAGAUUUGGCAUUGAAAAAGAUGGUCAUGAUUCUACUCUUUGGAUUGGAAAUAAAGGCGCGCAUACAAAUUGUCAUUUUGAUUCUUAUGGAUGCAAUUUAGUAGCUCAGGUUCAUGGAAGAAAACAAUGGAUAUUGUUUCCACCAAAUUCGACUGAUAAACUUCGUCCUACAAGAGUUCCUUAUGAAGAAUCAACAAUAUAUAGUGAAUUUAAUUUUUUUUGUCCGACAGAUGUGGAAGAAGAAGCAAUAUUAAAGCUUUCAGGGCAAGUAAAAUCUAUUACACUUGAAAAAGGAGAUGUUUUAUUUGUUCCAAAAGGUUGGUGGCACUAUGUAGAAUCCUUGGAUUUGACUGUAAGUGUCAAUAUAUGGUUACCUCUACAGACAGACAAUAAAGCACGCCUUAAGGAAGCGCUUGUUAAAUUAAUUGUUAACAGAAUUGGUAAAAAAGUGUGUGACAAUCCUGCGGAAAUACAUUGUUCUCUUUCUCAAAAUAUGAAAAUAUUGGAAAACACUCUUUUAGAAUGUAAACAAAUUGAUAGUGAAAAGUUACUGGAUACAAAGAGAGUAAAAAGUUUGGUAUGGACUGUUGAAGAUUUAUCUGUAAAGUAUCCUUUUUUUGUAAAAUUACUUCAUAAUCUGGAGCAAUCAGAGUUACAAGAUUUAUUAAAAUUUAAAAGGGAAAGAUUUUUAACUAGUAUUGAUGAACUAUCGCAAACAAAUAUACCUGCAUCUGUGAUUUCUGUAAAUAAGACAGAACUAUUCUCUCAAUUAUCAAAAGAUAUUGUCAAUACAUUUUGUCAUCCUGAUAUUAUUGAUAAAGCAGCAGAAUUGCUUUUAAAAACUCGUUAUGGAAAUUAAUAAAAAUAUUAUAAUAGAUCAAUAUAAUAAUUUA